GUGAUGGCGGCGCGUUUUAGGGACGUCACAACGUUGCCAGAUACGCGUAGCUGUGUGAGCGGUUUGAUGUGUGGUCAACAAGUAAAACAACCCAUAAUGUACGACCAUUAGACCAAUGCAAUACACAUCUAAUAGCAAACAUGUGCUAGAUUAUGUGCUUAGUUGUCGCAUGUGCCUCCUUUAGUUUACUGAAGGGUUUAAGAUGUAGUGUAGGCGAUAUGUCGUGUUGUAUCAGCCGCUUCCCAUCUGGCAACCCUGCGGGAGACUGGUUGCCAUCAUGGCGGCAGAAGGCGAAAUGAGAGCCACCGAGGAGCUUGGAGAGCCUUCAACUACCUCCAAUAAUACCACACUCCAUUCAGCCAUGGAAGUCGCAGAGGUUCCCACAAAACCUCUUCCAGAGAUGUUAAAUGAGAACACCGAGUCCUCUGAAGACCCAGAUGGUUUUCCCAUCGGUCUUUCUCCAGCAGACUCUGAAGGUCCUCCAGCUGCGGACCAAGACGAUGGUGACAUGCCAGCAGACUCUGAAGGUCCUCCAGCUGUGGACCAGGACAAUGGUGACAUGCCAGCAGAAUCUGAAGGUCUUUCUCCAGCUGCGGACGAGGACGAUGGUGACAUGCCAGCAGACUCUGAAGGUCCUCCAGCUGCGGACGAGGACGAUGGUGACAUGCCAGCAGACUCUGAAGGUCCUCCAGCUGCGGACGAGGACGAUGGUGACAUGCCAGCAGACUCUGAAGGUCCUCCAGCUGCGGACCAAGACGAUGGUGACAUGCCAGCAGACUCUGAAGGUCCUCCAGCUGCGGACCAGGACGAUGGUGACAUGCCAGCAGAAUCUGAAGGUCUUUCUCCAGCUGCGGACGAGGACGAUGGUGACAUGCCAGCAGACUCUGAAGGUCCUCCAGCUGCGGACGAGGACGAUGGUGACAUGCCAGCAGACUUUGAAGAUCUGUGGGAGGCUGCACACAGCAUCCCCCAGGACUUCUCCAGCUGGACUAACCUGUUGAAAUACUGCGAACAAGAGCGCCACUUUGCGGCGUCUCGGAGAGCCCUGGUGGCGUUCCUGGCCCGCUAUCCCCUCUGCUACGGCUACUGGAAGAAAUAUGCUGACUUGGAGCGCCGUGCUGGUAACAACGACAAAGCACUGGAAGUGUGUGUCCAGGGUCUGCAGGCCAUCCCUCUGAGUGUAGACUUGUGGAUCCACUACAUCAACCUGCUGCUGGGAAUGCUGGACAUGAGCCUGCCCGAGUCACCCCAGCGUAUGCGCAGUGUGUUUGAGGAUGCAGUUGGAACCGCAGGCCUGGAGUUCAAAUCAGACCGGCUGUGGGAGCUCUAUGUGGAGUGGGAGAAGGAGCAAGGCAACGUGGGGAACGCUGCAGCCAUCCUAGACCGAGUUCUCAGAGUUCCCACUCAGUCGUACAGCACCCACUACGACAAGUUGAAAGCACAUGUGAGCAGCCACCCUCCCAAGGAAGUGCUCUGGCAGGAGGAGUACGAGGAGGUGAGGGCCUUGUGCCGUGAACGCCAGCGAGUGGAGUGGGACAAACAGGCCAAGGACAAGGACGACGAGCGGCCCCCCGGGGAGGACCAGCCCGCCACACCCGAGGGCGUGGACACUGACGAAAUGAUGCAGAGAAUCAGAGAAGAGGUGUUGCUUCGCAGGGACCUGGUCUACCGGAAGAACGAGGAGGAAGUCCGUAAGAGAUGGAACUUUGAAGACGCUCUCAAACGUCCUUAUUUCCACGUGAGGCCGCUGGAUCACGCACAGCUGCAAGGCUGGCACUCCUACCUGGACUGGGAGAUGGCUCAGCAGAAGCAAGACCCUGCAGACCACAACACAAAGACGGAGGCAGCUGGUAAGGAGGAGACUGACGCCCACCACAGAGUUUGUAUUCUCUUUGAGCGCUGCCUCAUCGCCUGUGCACUUUACCAGGAGUUCUGGACCAGGUACGUGGAGUAUUUGGAGCCUCUGAGUGUGGACAGGACUCGUGGCGUCUACAAGCGAGCCUGUGAGAUCCACCUGCCAUGCAGACCCAACAUCCACAUGCAGUGGGCCACCUUUGAGGAGAAACACGGUGACCGGGCCCAGGCCCGGCGAGUGCUGGAGGCCCUGGAGAAGAACACGCCAGGUCUGGCGGUGGUGCGUCUGCGCAGGGUGGCCUUGGAGAGGAGGGCGGGCCGGCUCCAGCAGUCCCAAGUUCUGCUGCAGGAGGCGCUGGUCCAGUCCAAAGACAAGCCCACCUUGCACGCCUUCUACUCCAUCAAGCUGGCCCGGCUGCUGCUGAAGAUCUGCAGGAACCCCAGCAGAGCUCGCAGUGUUCUGCAAGAGGCGCUGGAGAUCAGUCCGGACAAUGACAAGCUGUACCUGAACUGGUUGGAGUUGGAGCUGGAUGGUGAGCCCUGGUCCUCAGUGGAGGCGGUGCAGCAGUGUGUGAGGCGGGCCCUGGCUGCUCCCCUCCCCCCAAACAUCAAGCUCCGCUUCUCACAGCGCCGCCUACAGUUUGUGGAGGAGUACUGCAACUCCAUCAAGAGUGUGUUGUGUGUCUAUGACGACCACCAGAAACUGAUGAAGGAGCUCGGCGGGACAAAGAGACCAGCAGAAACCAGGGAUGAAAAGCCAGAGAAACAGAGCAAAGGUGAUGACGCCUCAGCGGUGGUGGUUGCACCUGCACAAGCCUCCACCACGCCGGCUGAUGUCCCGACGACCACCACGCCCACUCCCCCGACAGUGAGCGCCGACACCAGCGUCCAGGUUGGCGACGGCGCCUACGGCAGCACCUGGUACCAGCAACCACAAUACAGUGGUUACGGCUACCAAAACACCUGGAACUACCACCAGGGCUACUACCCGCCCAGCUAACCGGGAAGAAAGGUUGCCUUGACAACAAACUGUUCCCAUGAAGAAGAAAGCUUGCCUCUCACUGCCCUGCAUGGGUGAAGACAAGGUGUUGAAAGAAGAGGAAACUAUUUUUAUAUUGCAGUCUUUUUCAGUCUCGUAUUCAUGUUUGCAUUUUGAAAAGCUCCAGCUGAACUACAUUUCUUUGCAUUAUUUUAGACUGUGGACAAAUAAAUGUGUUGAAGGCAUGGAAAACAACAA
This is a messenger RNA of Nerophis lumbriciformis (worm pipefish), 3091 nucleotides long. RefSeq names its product pre-mRNA-processing factor 39. Gene Ontology annotation, biological process: RNA processing; mRNA 5'-splice site recognition. Gene Ontology annotation, molecular function: protein binding; pre-mRNA 5'-splice site binding. Gene Ontology annotation, cellular component: U1 snRNP; U2-type prespliceosome; commitment complex. The record is from RefSeq and is a predicted model, not a curated record. NCBI's taxonomy places the organism in Eukaryota, Metazoa, Chordata, Actinopteri, Syngnathiformes, Syngnathidae.